UGUCUGUUCCUUGCUGAUAUUUAUGUGUUUUGGACAUUUGUAUUUGUAUGUGUGCAAAAACAUGACUUUUAUAUGACAUAAAUAAGGAGGCAUAGUUUGUGAGCUGUCUAACAAGUCAAAAGAGGGACGGAAUGUGGCACAAGAAUGAGUACCGGGAAAGGUGAUAAUGCCGAGCAGCAAGGUGAUAAAGGGGAGAGAGGAACUGGAGCAACACCCCUCCCUCCUGCUUCUGCUUCUGCCAUCUGAUGCGGAGACGGUGUUGCUAUGGGCAACCAUCCGAGCAAGAGAGAGGCAGAAAGAGGGAAAUUUGGAGACCAGCUGGUAAGAGGAAAGGAGGACACCAGAAUACAAGAUCAGCAAAUAGGAGCGAGAGCUGGUCCUUCUGCCUGUCUCGCCUCACUCCGCCUCGCCUGGCUGAGCAGAGCUGAUUGAAGCAGAGCUCCAGAUGACGACGACGAAGCAAAACAGUCAAGCAGAGGACACAACAGCCUGCCAGCAUCAGCAGCAAAGAGGCUGGCUGCCCAAUCAUCAGCUGACAUGCUCAUGAGUUCAGCAGCCAAUGAGGUGCCGGGAGGCUCCUCCCGAGCACAACCACUCGGAUGCAGAGACAGCACCAGCCUGCCUCAGAUCUCUUAUUAAUGAAUGGAGCAGUCCUCAGGCUGGAUCACUGCACAUCUCCGCGCUUGCUGCUCGACUGCACGGCUGCACAGCUGCUCUCCCCUCUGACACGGCAAGACCGGGAGAAAAACAUCAACGCUGACAACAAGGACAGCAGCAGUACAGGAAGAGCUAAACAGUUGCCAUGAAGGGACGACAAAGAAACACAGGCGCCCAUGAUGAGGACACAACUGAGGACGUGGCAGCAGCUAUUGAAAACAAGGACCCACAUCCUGAUAUUAAACCACCGGAUUCACCUUCUCCUUCGUCGUCUUCUCCUCCUCUUCCUCCAUUAGCCAUGCCACCAUCUACAUCAGCCUCCACCCUCCUAGCCCUAGCCUCUCCAGCCACCCGGCGCUCAAUUUCCAUGGGAGACUUCCGGAGGGUGACAGGGGCUCUGCUAGCCCGCUCUGAUCCCCCAUCCACCUCUGCCACGGCCCCCUCCUCCAAGCUCGUCACCCCCAGCUCCAGCAUGGAGUUCGAGGCAGCUCGGCGGCGCCUCCUGGAGGUCGAGGAGCGCCAGCGCGUCAUCAGAGAGAUGGAGCGACGACUGGAGGAGCUCAGGGAAGUGUUUGUGCGCUCGGAGCAGGAGGUGGUGGUUCACGGGGAGCUGGUGUCGCGGAUAUCUAGCGGAGCCCAGCAGGGGGAGCUGUUUGUGGCAGAGAACAGCCAGCGGCUAAAGAAAGGCCUGAGGUUCAAGAAACAUCGACCCACCAUCGUCUUCUCCUCCAUGCUGGGACUCCGCACGUGCCUCCCGUGGCCUGUGAAGCUCAAAUAGGAGCAAUAGCAACUUGCAUUUCCACCACCGCUGUAGAAAUGUGCUUUACAUUAAUGGGAGGUUAGACUUCCAUUCUUUAGCUAUCACUCAUCAACACGGCUGCUCUCAUGUUUCCACCUUUCUGCUCUUGUAUCCUGAGGCUGGUCCUCCAGGACUUUAGAGUGCCUACAAUAAUCACAAAUGCUAGUAUAAGGAGCUUCAGUGCAUUCAGUGCAUUUCCGAGGAAAUUAUCUGGCUAGCAAACCAAUCAAGCCAGUACCAGUGCAAUGUGUACAGGUUUUCAUUAUGUCCUCAUUGUUUUGACUUUGCUGCUUGCAGUUUAACAUGGUGUUGGACUUGCAUAGGAAAGAUUGUAUUUUGAGAUUGAAUCCAUGGUGCAUGGAUGAGUCAUUUUUCAGGUGAUGUGGGAGUUCAGACUGGCCUGUUAGGUAACGCUCGCUUUGCUGCACAUCUCUUAACUUAUGCAGCAAUGACCGAAAAGCCAAUAGGGAUUAUAUAAUGUAAAACUUCUCAGAGGAAGAAGAGAGGGAAGAGGAAAAGAGAUAGGCAGCGGGAACAGUCUGCCUCUCCAAGGGAAGGGCAGCGAAAGAGAACGAGAGGUGAAGCUGUGAUAUCUGCACUGUUACGUCAAAGGAUGCAGUAAAGAGGCAGGAAAUAGAAUGUGUGGAAUUUAGCCAGCUGAGACCUACACAGAAAAUGUGCCUUGGCCUCUCUGUGACCACUCGUUUCAACACCACAACCUCUGUGUUUGGCGGCAUAAAACAAGGAGAAGGAGGAGAGCAGGAUGGGAGUUUGUUCCACCUGUGGCCUCUAUUUUUUUAUUUAUUUUUUUUUUAAUCCAGUCACCUAGCAACCGCUCAUCUCUCAAUCCUAAAUCCGCUUCAACAAAAAUCUCCAGAAUGUAUCCAGCAGAGCACUGUAACUACACUACGAGACAGCUGUAGAAGGCCCCUUGCAGGAUUUAGCAUAGGAAUACACCUGCUGCAUUUCAACUGUAGUCAAAAACAUUGUCAGUACGAGCUGCUAUUGAAUCUGCUCUUUUAUUUGAUAAUUAGGGCUUUGCACUUAAGUAAAGCCACGCAUGCAUUAGCAAGCAAAGCUAAGGUAGGCCGUCACUGUUUGUUGAUUGUGUCUGGGCGAGCUAUUUAGAGCUCCGAGACUGACACAAGUGUAGUGUAUAGCGUGCGCAAUAACAGCCUCACUGGUAUCAUAAUCAGCUUUUUUUUGUGGCAUUUAAAAGAAGUUGGACAAUGUGGCUUCAUUCAGGGUUUCUAUGUAGUUUUGGUGAAUUUGAUAGAAGAGUCACUAAUUGUGCUUGUGAUCCUUCCCAUGCACAGCAGUAUCUUUGUCCCAUAUGCGAUGGAUGACCUGGUUUCUACAUAUAGAUCACACACAUUUUUUUGCCCUAAUUCUUUUCCUUUCCUCCGAUCCCUCUUCCCUCUGGAUUAGCAGUGACUAGGUAUGUCUUGUAUUCAUCUGUUCAACCGAUCCCCUGCUUCAGCUGUAUGCCUGCAUUUGGAAAGCACAGCCAAUACACCAGGGAUACCUAUUUUUGGCAUUCAAAGGUUAUAGCAGAGAGGCAGGCAUUCAGUCUCAGUGCAGCAUUUGAUGGAAAAAGCAUGCUAGUAUCAAUCUAUGUGUACCACUUUCCAAAAGAACGAGAAAGGAUUUCUGCGUGUGCAGAAUGGGGCUUUGUUUGCUCUCUUAUUAUAAAUGACCCCAACUGAGAACAAAGCAAAGCAGUUUUCCUAAAGAGGGACAUGGUGUGUAAUCACUUAGCUGUCUUUAAAGUCAUCAUGUGUACUCAGACAUUCUAGUUUUAAUUGCUCCCUGGUCGCAAAGAUGCACAAGACGGGGACAUGCAUCGUUUGAGAUGUAUUAGGAACAUCUCUUUGUCUCUGUCAGGGCAGGAAAAGACAUUGAUGUGUUGCUCUGUGCCCAGACUGCCUGUAUCAGGAACCCUGCAGGCAUGGUAAGAAGGAACAAUGUGAUGUGACGACUAUACUCACAAGUCUUUUAACGUAUGUUGAUGAAGAUCAAAUAGAACAAAGAUGCCCGAUGGAUUUGGUUAUUUUGUAAUUUUCACUAUAAGGGCUUCAGUGAUCAGUUUGUCUAAGAUGAUUGUGAGCAAAGUUAAAGGGGCACUCAGCUGAUCUUCCAUAUGAACGUCAGGUUACUGUAGUCUACUAAAGGUUGAUGCUAUUUAGUAGCAUUAUAGGGAAUGCUGGCUAGGGUAGAGCCCAUGGAUGAGGGAGCCAGGGGUGCUGAGGACAAGGCUAUAGCAUUAUGCUGAAUUUACAAGAAGGCUCAAAUGAUGAAGAAUUUGUAAGAAACAGCUCUUUAAGUUUAACUGUUUAAGUUUCUCCUCACUCAACAAGUUACAUAACUGAGUGAAUUUUUGAAUUUCUCUCCAUUUUCAUCUCCUUGCUGUUGUUGACUGUAGUUGAUGCAGCUGCCUUGACCUGUUAUAUGUUGGUGUUCAAGUUUGCCAUCUACCAUAGUAAUUGGCAUAAAUAAUGAUCAGAUACAUGUUGCUGUAGAUAUUCAAAUUUAUACAAAAACAUGAAUGUCGCGCACCACUUAGGUCAAGAAUAUAGACUGACUCCUCAGCAUACCUGACUGUGACCACUUCCUACUUCCCUGAUAGAGCCCAACCAAUACAGUUUUGGGGGGACCAGACCCAAUACUGAUAUUGGAGUGAAAAAAUUCUGAUAUCGCUCGGCCAACAUUCUUAUACUAACCAAAUAUACUGUAUACAGAAACACACAUUUGGGCUGACAGUGGCUAACCAGUAUAUCGGUCAGACUCUGAUCGGGACCAAAAAUCAGGAUCUGCUGCUUUUACUGUGAUUGCUUUUAAAAAAAAAAAAUCUAUCCCAACUUCAUGAAAGUGCAGUUCUAAAUCUCUGGAGUACCCCUUUAAGCAAAGAAAAUGUUACAUACUCAGUGUGACUUAGCUUUCAGAUUCCUGACAGCCAUGAUGACCUUGUCAUUGAAUGUUUUCUAUCUCUGUAUAAGCAUUCCACCUGAACGAGGGAAGUACUGCUUGCUGUCUUCGUGCACAUCUAUACCAAACAAUAUUCAGCUAUCAGCUAGGCUAGUUGCCAGCAAAACGCUGGUGCAGAAUAAAAGGGUCUAGUAGGCCUUUAACAUGUAUUCAUGGUCCUAUGUAUAUACCUAGUUAUAACUGAAUAUACAGCUGGCCUAUUGCUUUUCAUAUGCCUUAUGCAGUGUUUGUGCAUUGGCAGUGAUAGUGUUAACACUGAUGAUGAAGGAGAUGGUAAACGGGCAAACUCAUGACCAUCAUAAACCUCAUCCAGAAACAUCAUCAUCUGGGCAGAAGAAGGAAAAAAAAACAACUCAUGCACUGUUGUUGGACUGCACCUUUUUGUGUUUUUCUAUGAAUGAAAAGAUUUCCCAAAGAUCUCUGGGCCCACUUGCAGAAUGAAUGUAAUGUUAAUUGUUACCGACGUGUUUUCUUUUCCCUCGACACUGAACACGGUAUAAUCACAUUUAUCUUGUCUGAACCUGUGAUUGGCAAUAAAUCCUUUCUUUAUGUUCAUGGCCUUGGAAUCACAUUAAAGGUUCCUUGUGGAGUUUUUCACCACCACAGAAGUAAAUAUGACUUCUUAAGUGCGCCAAAAAUAUUUUUUAUGUAGGCAUUAAAUAUCUCAAAGUGUGAUAUACAUUGAUUUGUUUUGUAUUCUGUAUUUAUUUCUUUAUAUACUGAUCCCUUUAUUUCAACUGUCUUACUAUGUCAUUUAUUAAUAUAUUCAUUUAUUUAACUAACUAAACUAUAUUUAUAUUUGUAAUAUCUUGCAAAGGGAAAAAUACAGAAAUAAAAUUAACAAAAAAAAGCAAAAAUUGAUAAAUGCCUACAUUAAAUGGUAAAGUAAAUUAAUACAGGGAUUAAUUUAAAACUACAGAGGCAAAUUAAAACAGAAAUAUCAAUUUAUGUCACAUUUUAAAAAAUUAUUUUAUGCCUGAAUUGACUUCAAAUGUUGUUUUUUGGUGCAUUUAGUAGCAUAUCAUUUAUUUAUCGAGCCAUUUAUUUAUUUCUUCAUUUAUUUAUUAUUUUGGCAGUUUCAGUCUGCCAUUAACAUGCAGCUGUGGUGUGAUAAACAGUCCUGUUGUAGGCUUGGAUCUUUUCUGCUGACUCCACAGUGUUCCUUCUAAGGUCUUGUGACUUUUUGAUACAAGAGAGUUCAAACCAAACAAAAAAAAUUCUUGAGGUAACAACGACUAACUACAACAACAGCUCUCACAGCCCUUUACUGACAAGCACAGGUCCAAAAAACACUUUUCUGAUGUUUGUUUAUCCUCUGAAUGUUUUAAUAUUUUGUGUUUUCGUUUUAUGUGACGUAGGGUGCGGUACGUAUUUAUGAAGCACAGAACUUUGUGUUUUUUCUUCAAUCAGGGGUUUAUGACCUUUUAUUCACAGUAUGAUGAUAUUUUUGAUUGAAAGCUGUAUAUUCUCUACUAGUAUGAAUGUUAAGUCCAAUUUUACCUGGAAAAUGUUAUAUGCUUAACAGCAACAGCAGGUUUGGAGUCAAUUUGCUUUCAGUUCUGAAUGUUAAAUGAAUCAGCUAUUUGCAUAAUAAUUACGAAGCCUUAAUUCUAAUGAUUUGUGACAGAUUUAUGGUCAUGGGACACUUUUCACAGGAAAGAAAGCCCACUUUUCUAAAUGUAAUCGAAAAACCAGCUGGAUUGGAGGUCAGUUGUCCCCAAACCUUUCUGCUUCUGAAAAGGCUUUUGCUUUCUGCUGCACAGUAAAAGAAUGAAUGUUAUGCUUCUGUUUAAUGCUUAAAUUUUGCUGCCACUUAUUUCAAAUCUUUACACUGUCAUUAACUUGAGCACAGAGCUACAAUGUACAAGACUAGUAAAUGUUAAAAGAUUUCAUUUUAAGCAUAUCAGGUUUUGUAAAAUAGACCGAAUUAUUAGAAUAAACAAACUAAAUGACCAAA
This is a messenger RNA of Acanthopagrus latus (yellowfin seabream), 6398 nucleotides long. RefSeq lists its product as uncharacterized. The transcript has a single exon. Gene Ontology annotation, cellular component: nucleus. Gene Ontology annotation, biological process: regulation of cell population proliferation. Bases 803 to 1435 code for a protein of 210 amino acids. Gene Ontology annotation, molecular function: DNA binding. The record is from RefSeq and is a predicted model, not a curated record. NCBI's taxonomy places the organism in Eukaryota, Metazoa, Chordata, Actinopteri, Spariformes, Sparidae.